AUGGCCCCCGCCAAGGCCCUUAGCAAGGACAAGUACUCGGUCAUCCUGCCGACCUUCAACGAGCGCAAGAACCUGCCCAUCAUCACCUGGCUACUCAACCGCACCUUCACAGAGAACAACCUCGACUGGGAGCUCAUCAUUGUCGACGAUGGCUCACCCGACGGCACCCAGAUCGUCGCCGAGCAGCUCGUGAAGGCAUACAGCCCCCACGUCAUCCUCAAGACACGCACGGGCAAGCUGGGCCUGGGCACGGCGUACGUGCACGGGCUCAACUUUGUGUCGGGCAACUUUGUCAUCAUCAUGGACGCCGACUUCAGCCACCACCCCAAGUUCAUCCCGCAGAUGAUUGCCAAGCAGAAGGAGGGCAACUACGACAUUGUCACGGGCACGCGGUACGCGGGCAACGGCGGCGUCUACGGCUGGGACCUGAAGCGCAAGUUUGUCAGCCGCGGCGCCAACCUGUUUGCCGACACGGUGCUGCGCCCCGGGGUGAGCGACCUCACGGGCAGCUUCCGCCUGUACAAGCGCGCGGUGCUGCAGAAGGUCAUUGAGAGCACCGAGAGCAAGGGCUACACGUUCCAGAUGGAGAUGAUGGUGCGCGCCAAGGGCAUGGGCUGCACGGUCGCCGAGGUGCCCAUCAGCUUUGUCGACCGCGUCUACGGCGAGUCGAAGCUCGGCGGUGACGAGAUUGUCGAGUAUGCCAAGGGCGUGCUCAACUUGUGGCUGAAGGUGUAA
Messenger RNA from Microdochium trichocladiopsis, 735 nucleotides. Its product is annotated as dolichol-phosphate mannosyltransferase. Gene Ontology annotation, cellular component: endoplasmic reticulum membrane. Gene Ontology annotation, molecular function: dolichyl-phosphate beta-D-mannosyltransferase activity. The record is from RefSeq and is a predicted model, not a curated record. The transcript has 2 exons. Bases 1 to 735 code for a protein of 244 amino acids. Lineage: Eukaryota; Fungi; Ascomycota; Sordariomycetes; Xylariales; Microdochiaceae. Gene Ontology annotation, biological process: protein O-linked glycosylation via mannose; GPI anchor biosynthetic process.